UAAUCUUUUAGGUUAUGUGCAUAAUCUUUGCUUGGAAGCAAUCUUUUUUUCUUGUAUUUUGUAAGCUAUACAGCACAUUGACAAUAUUAAGCGUUGAUACAAUUAUUUUUCGUAUCUCGUUUCGAUUUAUACAUCAAAAUUCACUCUAAAUUAAAAAUGACUAGGUGUUCAUACAAAAACUGUAAAAGUGAUUCGAGGAAGAAUAAAAAUAUAAAGUUUCGUCCGUUUCCCAAAAUGAAAAGAAACCCUACUAAGUGUUUGAAAUGGAUAAAGCUUUGUGGAAACGAGAAACUAACAGUUGACACUAUAAAUAAAAAUUCAUAUGUGUGCAGCAAACAUUUCUGUGGAAAAUUUACUACUGACUCGAAUCCAUUACCAUUUUCCCAAGAUCAAUCUGAUACAAAUGAUAGUGAAAAUGGAGAUACAGAGCAAGUGACAGCCACUACGUCAGCCCCAGAAACAUAUCUCAGUCCUAGGAGAUCCAUUUUGGACACAGAGCAAGUGACAGCCACUAUGUCAGCCCCAGAAACAGAUCUUAGUCCUAGGAGAUCCAUUUUGGACAAAGCAACAACUUCCAUUACUAUUCACCAUGGGAUAUAGUUCCUGUAGAUUCGAGCCCCUGCCCUGGAGUCGGAAUCGUGUACUUGUAUUAACUCAAAGAAAGUUAUUUUAUAAACAGAGAAUUCUACUGAAAGUGCGUAUGUAACGGUAAAGAAUUCACGGCGCAUGAAUUCUCGAGUAAAUUUUGUAGAGAAUUUUUUAAAUUCUUAAGGAAGUAAUUUUACAAACUAAGGAAGUGAUUUUAUAGACUCUAAGAUAGUG
This is a messenger RNA of Coccinella septempunctata (seven-spotted ladybird), 822 nucleotides long. RefSeq lists its product as uncharacterized. The coding region runs from base 157 to 600 and encodes 147 amino acids. Lineage: Eukaryota; Metazoa; Arthropoda; Insecta; Coleoptera; Coccinellidae. The transcript is spliced from 2 exons. The record is from RefSeq and is a predicted model, not a curated record.